UUGAACUUGGGUCCUUGUGUUUUCGAGACAGGCAGCGUAACCACUGAGCUAAAUUCCCAGCCCUGUCAUAUUUUCCUUUUUCAGGGCAAGUUUUUCCAGGUAAAACCCUGCCAUCUUCUGAAGCAAAAACGGAGCAGGAUGGGAGGAACAGAAGCUAAGGGAUAAAUAGCCCAGUGCUGUAGGAACUUCUGAGCAUCCUGCAGCAGCCUGUGGUGGGCUUGGAGUCUGAACAGAGGGAAAGUCCUAGAAAGGUGGCAGAAUCCAGCAGUCCCUGGAGGAAAGAUGCCUUGACUCUGGCUGGCUGGGAAAACUUGUCCCACAAACCCUGUGCCAGUGUCCUUUAUUCACUACAUGUGGGUGUCAGUGACGGGAGAACAGGUGGAGGCGCCCUAAUUGGUCUAGGAUGCUAAUUUGGCUGGGGCUUUAUCCUUUUGGCUGUUUGUGCUCCCUGUCUGAAAGCCUUUCUAACAUAUUAACUUCCCAUGCAGCAGAUGGAGGAAAAGGGGGCUGUGCCAUGGGUUUAUCAACCUUGAGGAUCAUCCUGGUGGGAAAAACAGGCAGUGGGAAGAGCGCCACAGGCCACAGCAUCCUCUGCCGGCCGGCCUUCCAGUCCAGGCUGCGGGCCCGGUCAGUGACCAGCUCGUGCCAGGGGGAGAUGGGCACGUGGAAUGGGAGGAGCAUCCUGGUGGUCGAUACGCCCCCCAUCUUCGAGUCAAGGGCCUGGACUCAAGAGACCUACAAGGACAUCGGGGACUGUUACUGGCUGUCAGCCCCAGGGCCCCACGUGCUGCUCCUGGUGACCCAGCUCGGGCGCUUCACCGCCCAGGACACCAUGGCGGUGAGGAGGGUGAAGGAGGUCUUCGGGGCAGAGACCAUGAGGCACAUGGUCAUCUUGUUCACUCACAAGGAGGACCUGGGGGACAAGUCCCUGGACAGCUAUGUGGCGAGCACGGACAACCGCAGCCUGCAGGCUCUGGUGCAGGAGUGCGGGAGGCGGUACUGCGCCUUCAACAAUCGGGCAGCCUGCCAGGAGCAGCACGGGCAGCUGGCUGAGCUCAGGGCCGUGCUGGACGGGUUGCAGUGUGAGCUGAAAGGCUGCUUCCUCAGCAAUGACCUGUUCCUUUGGGCCCAUGUGCUGCGGCAGGGUGGGGACGCUGCUGGCCAGGAAGACCACAGGCGCUACCUGGCCCAGGUGAGGCAGCAGGUGCAGAAGCAGAGGCGGGAGCUGAACGAGGCAGAGAGCAACUGCGUGUGUAGGGCGCUCCUCAGAGCCCAAGACUGGGUGAUUUUACACGGGGACAUCUGUGCUGUUUCUAUUUGGUGCAGCUUAUUAGUUCUCUUGAUUUUUCUGAUCAUAUUGCAUCACACAUGAAAUUUUGUAUCUUAGAGCAUUUUCUAAAGUGUCACCUCAUGUACUCUGCUCUUUGUGUCACUAAUUCAGAAACUGCAGUCAUGGUCUGCAGGCAUCGCUUGGCGGAACAGGGCCUGGUUUCCCUUUCUGCCUUACAGAUUUCCUUACCUCUGAGCUUACUGGAUCUGGGUGUGAUGAUCAGAACUUCAGCAGCCAUUUUGCUAUCAACUUGAGGUAGAAGCAAAACUGCAAGGCAGAACAGGAAAAUGGAACAAAAACAAGCCCCCGAAUCACCCAGCCCUGAAGCUUACCCUGUCUCUGCGUUUUCAAUUAUGUGAGCCAAUAAAU
This is a messenger RNA of Heterocephalus glaber (naked mole-rat), 1699 nucleotides long. NCBI's taxonomy places the organism in Eukaryota, Metazoa, Chordata, Mammalia, Rodentia, Bathyergidae. The record is from RefSeq and is a predicted model, not a curated record.